AUGAAUGCAUCACAGCAGCUAGCAAUCCUCGUCUCGACGAUCCUGUUCCUUCAGCUGGGAUCCAGUUUUGGAUUUCGAUCGUCGAUGAGUCCAGCCACACGAAUGAUUCCAUCCACAAGAAGCAGCAAGAGUGCAAUGUACGGCGUCAUCAAUGAAGAGAGUGACUUUCCACCUGAAGAAGGUGGCUACGAUUCUAGUAUCGAUUGGGACAGCGAGUGGAAAAAGGUGGUCCAAAGCGAAGGCAAAUUGUCCACGGGUGAAUCCCGACCAGGCCAAGAAUUUUACAAGAGUGAAGCGGAGAUUGCUGCCAUUAAGGCUGCCAACAAGGCCGCUGCAAGGGCAUCCGAAGCUGCUUCCUCUGUGACAAACAAGCUGCCACAAUUGAGUUCCUUUUCGGGCGACUGGAAGUUCUGGAUUGGUGUGCUGGCCAUUAUCAGUGUGGGAUUGGCCGUCUUGUCGGCACCCCCACAAGCCAACAUUCUUCCAGGACCCAGUGGAACUGGUGGUGGUUACUACAUUUAG
Messenger RNA from Cylindrotheca closterium, 522 nucleotides. The record is from the annotation of a GenBank genome assembly. NCBI's taxonomy places the organism in Eukaryota, Bacillariophyta, Bacillariophyceae, Bacillariales, Bacillariaceae.